Messenger RNA from Cornus florida, 1772 nucleotides. Its product is annotated as UPF0481 protein At3g47200-like. Lineage: Eukaryota; Viridiplantae; Streptophyta; Magnoliopsida; Cornales; Cornaceae. The coding region runs from base 142 to 1527 and encodes 461 amino acids. The transcript is spliced from 3 exons. The record is from RefSeq and is a predicted model, not a curated record.
ACAUCCUUACAUAUAUGUAUUCAUCCUCAAACUGGGGUCACCACUGCUUUUGUUUUCUUCUACCAAAAAGUUGUCCAUAGAUAACAGUUUGUCAAAUCUUUAUACAUUUAUACAUAUCCCAACAAAACUUAGCAAACUGAAAUGGGUAGCAAUUCAGUAGGAGAAACAGACCAGCAUGCCAUUAGAAUUUGGGAAGUUAACAAAGAAAGAUUGGUGUCUAUGCAGAGAAAGAUCUCCGACACGCCGCGAUUACUAAGCAAAUCAGCCGGUCAUAGUUCAUGCUGCAUCUUCAGGGUCCCCCAAAGCUACAUUGACAUCAACUGCCUAUCAUACCAGCCUCAUGUUGUCUCAAUCGGUCCAUACCACCACGGCAAACAACACCUCCAGAUGAUCCAAGAGCACAAGUGGAGGUACCUUGACGCCUUAUUAAAACGGACGCAAAAAAAAGGCUUGGUUUUGGAGGACUACUUGAAGGCCAUACAACCCCAUGAAAUGAGUGCUAGAGAUUGCUACUCCGAAACCAUCCAUCUUGACAAAGAUGAAUUCGUUGAGAUGUUGGUUCUUGACGGAUGCUUCAUCAUCGAGAUGUUUCGAAAAUUUGGAGGAUUGGUAGAUCCAGACCCUGAUGACCCACUCAUCUCCAUGUCAUGGGUAUUACCAUUUUUGUCGAGGGACCUUGUUCGACUCGAAAACCAAAUCCCUUUUUUUAUAUUAAAGUGUUUGUUUGAUUUAACACAAAUGCCAGGCGAAGAGAAUGGCCGUUCCUUGGCCACACUAGCACUUGAAUUCUUCAACUACAUGACGCAGAGGCCAGAUGAAGUUCUCAGGAAGUAUGGUAACCACGAAGGCCGUCAUUUACUCAAUUUUCUUCGAACAAGUUUCAUACCAAAGGAUGAUCAGCAAUGGCAGCCUAGAGUCAUACGACGUUUUAGUACUCAUGGCUCAGCUGCAUCAACCAACCUCAUUCAUUGCAUCUCGAAGCUUCGCAGGGCCGGAAUCAAACUCGAGCACGUAAAACCCGAGAGCGCGAAGAGUUUCUUGGUAGUGAAAUUCAAGAAACACGGCGUGAUCGAAAUGCCAACCAUCACCAUAGAUGAUUUCAUGAGCUCCUUCAUGUUGAAUUGUGUGGCGUACGAGCAGUGUCACAAAGAUUGCUCGGGGUCCAUGCAUUUCACUACCUAUGCAACUUUACUAGAUUGUCUGAUAAACACUUCCAAAGAUGUGGAGUCCUUGUGUGACCGACACAUCAUAGAGAAUUACUUUGGGACUGAUGCUGAUAUUGCCAAUUUCAUCAACAAUUUGGGAAAAGACGUGUCUUUCGACGUAGAAUUGUGCUACUUGGCUGGGUUGUUCAACGAUGUCAAUGGGUAUUACAAGAAUAGUUGGCAUGUUCAGUGGGCAAGCUUUAAGUACACUUAUUUUGACACACCAUGGUCAUUUAUAUCAGCUCUUGCCGCAUUGGUACUACUAAUUCUCACUCUGCUUCAGACCUUCUAUACAAUUAUGGGUUAUGUUCUUCCCAAAUGAGAUAUGCAGAAGGAUUUCACUUUUUCGUUGAAAGUUUUUAUCUUUGGAUAUAUUAUAUAAAAUCAAAAUUUUGGCCGAUGCAUCCGCGAGGAGUAUAUUUUUAUAGACCUUUCUUGUUUGAUUUUUUUUUAAGUAGAUGAAAGUGCGAGUAAUUUUGCUGACGAUAUUAAUGUAUGAAAGCAAAACUUUUUGUUGAAUGAUUGUUUUGAAUGUUGAAAAGUAGAUGUAUUUGAUUAUUUUGGGCA